Molecule: messenger RNA, 596 nt
Organism: Capsella rubella
Lineage: Eukaryota; Viridiplantae; Streptophyta; Magnoliopsida; Brassicales; Brassicaceae
Product: 60S ribosomal protein L35a-4
Exons: 5
Coding region: 81-416 (111 amino acids)
Biological process (GO): ribosomal large subunit biogenesis; cytoplasmic translation
Cellular component (GO): cytosolic large ribosomal subunit; ribosome
Molecular function (GO): structural constituent of ribosome
Source: RefSeq, a predicted model, not a curated record
AAACCUAGGGUUUUUCUCUGUAAAAUUCACUCGCCGGCAUAAAAGAGUGGAAGAGGAAGAAGACAGUUGCAGGAUUGAAAAUGAAGGGUCGUCAAGGAGAGAGAGUUAGAUUGUAUGUGCGAGGAACAGUCCUCGGUUACAAGAGGUCCAAGUCCAACCAGUACCCCAACACUUCUCUCGUCCAGAUUGAAGGAGUGAACACUCAAGAGGAGGUUAACUGGUACAAGGGAAAGCGUAUGGCUUACAUCUACAAGGCAAAGACAAAGAAGAACGGUUCUCACUACCGUUGCAUUUGGGGAAAGGUUGCUAGGCCUCAUGGUAACAGCGGUGUUGUCCGUGCUAAGUUCACCUCAAACCUACCACCAAAGUCAAUGGGAGCUAAAGUGAGAGUGUUCAUGUACCCAAGCAACAUAUGAGGAAUUCAAGAACAUUUUACAACUACCGGAAAGAAUCACAAGUAUCAUUUCUCAGGAGCUGUAGUCUUUAUCCUUUAUUUCACUUUUUGUCAUAGACUCUUCUGUCAGUUUUGAUUAUUGAUUAAUGGUAUUUCAGAAAAAUAUUGAUCCUUUUCAUUUCUCGAUGUGAUGUCUCUACUA